Neurospora tetraspora is the source of this 1357-nucleotide messenger RNA. Its product is annotated as high osmolarity signaling protein SHO1. Gene Ontology annotation, molecular function: protein binding. The transcript is spliced from 3 exons. The coding region runs from base 200 to 1168 and encodes 322 amino acids. NCBI's taxonomy places the organism in Eukaryota, Fungi, Ascomycota, Sordariomycetes, Sordariales, Sordariaceae. Gene Ontology annotation, biological process: regulation of actin filament polymerization. The record is from RefSeq and is a predicted model, not a curated record.
CGCAUUUGCCAUCGCAAAACAAACAUUACAUUGCCAACCGUGGACUGGUCCUCGGAAUACGACACACUGCCACUCGCUGUCAUCCUAUGCUCCUGGUGAAGGUGUGCGUCAACUGAACUGUCCACACGCCGGUCCAUCACUUACACACGGACCGUGAAUAUCCUGAGAGCGCGCUCUCCCUUGGCGACUCUCGCCCUUGAUGCAAUCGUACGGAGGAUCGCUCGACUACUCCCCAUCGUUCAACAACCCCAAAAUGGAACACGGCAGGAACUCGUACCGCCGAAAAGGCAUGGACAUGGGCAACAUUAUUGGUGACCCAUUUGCUUUGGCCACUACUUCUAUUGCCUCUCUGGCAUGGAUCAUCAUCCUCUUUGGAUCCAUCUUCGGCUACAGGGACCAAAAUGACGGAAAAGAUGGAAAUCCCGUCGUCGUUUGGCCAACCUACUGCUGGUUCACCCUCGUCUUCAACUUCUUCGUCAUUCUCGGCAUCUUCAUCGUCAUCGCCUCCGACAGCGCCCAGACCUACCAUGUCGCCAUCGUUGGCUACCUGGCCGUCGGGCUGGUCGGCUCCACGUCGUCGAUUAAUAACCUGAUUUAUAGCGGCGUCGCAUCCAUGGAGGCAACAGCGGCUGGAUACAUUUUGUUGUCCAUGGUGACAAUCAUCUGGAUAUUCUAUUUUGGCUCCGCCCCCUCCGCUGUUCCCCGCGCCUACAUCGACUCCUUCGCUCUCACUAAGGAAUCCUCCCUCCCCGCGCACCACAUGAGCCGCCAAACCAUGAACCACAACGGUCUCUCCUCCCCCAAUGCCUAUGGCUCUUAUAAUAUGCGCCCCGAAACCUCGGCCUCGGGCCUCCAGCCUCCGCACAUGUACACGGGCCAGCUCAACGGGCUCGAAAAUCCCGCUCGCCAGUCGCAGAUUCCCCAGGGUUUCUCGUCAAACAACAUCCCCAAACCCCAAGGAGAUGGGGAGAUUGUCCCGCCGACGGAAUACCCGUAUAGGGCCAAGGCGAUAUUUAGCUACGAGGCCAACCCGGACGAUGCGAACGAAGUUAGUUUCUCGAAGCACGAAGUGUUGGAGAUUAGCGACGUGAGCGGGCGGUGGUGGCAGGCAAGGAAGGAGAACGGAGAGACGGGUAUUGCGCCGAGCAAUUACUUGAUUUUGCUAUGAGCGGGCUGAACGGGUUUGGGAUGGAGUUUGUGUUGUUCUUUGACUGGCGGUUCUGUGCGAACAGCCAAUACAAAACAAAAUCACGAAAUGGUUUUCUUUCUUCUUUUGAGUCGGCGUUUUAUACCCACAUUAACGUUGCACUUGUUUUCUCGACCGCCCACGGACUCGGAAUGCGACACAUCAGCAACA